This is a messenger RNA of Paramecium pentaurelia, 2168 nucleotides long. The record is from the annotation of a GenBank genome assembly. NCBI's taxonomy places the organism in Eukaryota, Ciliophora, Oligohymenophorea, Peniculida, Parameciidae.
AUGAGAGAUUCAAUGAGAGAAGAUUAUAUUGAUAGAAAAUGUGUAUGUGAAAAAAAUUAAGUUGGUGUUUUUCUUUUAAAUAAUCAAUUACCUAAUAAUUAAAGAUUAUUAUGUGACUAAUGUUAUCAAAUUUUUAAAGGACAUGAGAUAUCAAUAAGAUAUGAAAAUGCAUUAAGAGAGAUGAAUGAAAAAAAAGAAUAAAAAGAUAAUUUUAGAAAAAUUAUUAUUGAAUAGUAAAUUAAACCCAUAGAGAAAUUAUUGCAGUUAUUAAAUUCAUAUAAAUAAGAUAUUAUAUAUGAAAUAAAUAGUAUAGUUUUGUGUGUAAAUGAAUGGAUACGAAUAAUAUCAAAAAUAAAAGAUGUACAAAAUAAAAGUAAUUCAUUUGAUGAAAUUUAUUCUCUUAGAUGUCCUAAUUCUAUUAAGGAUCAAAAUGAGACAUUACAGUUUAAACAUUCAAUCAAACAAUGUAAUCUUUAAUUUUGUUAUAAAUUAUUACAUAAAAUUCAAAAUUUUACAAAUAUAUCUAAAUUAUAAGAAGGAUACUAAUAUAUACUAGAAUCUUUAUUUUAAAUUGAACCUAAAAUUGAAACAAGUACUUCUGAAUUACUAAAUUCAUUAAAAAAUACAUUAUGUAUUUUUCAUUAGCAACCAAUAACAAAAGUGUUUUAUUAAGACUCCUCAAAUUCAUUUCUAACGCUUUGUAUUUAAUGCCAAAAUAAAACAGGAGAGUCAUUGGAAAUAUUUUGUGACAAAUGGUCUAUAUUUCUUAAGAAUAAAGAAAAAAGUUAUAAAAAAUUGAACUAAUUUUUAAGAGACAAAAUUUAACAAUAAAAUAACAUAUAAAUUAAUAACUAACGUAAGAUUAAUUGUUAAUUUAAUUAAGCAAUAUUUAAUCUAUUUUAAUAGGGAGCAAAUAUAUUGUAAUAGUAAUGCAAUCAAAUCGAAGACUUAAAAAAUGCAGAAUUAAAUUUAAAGAUUUUUAAUAUGAUUGCAUCUAUGGUAUCAAAUGCAGAUUAAAAUAAUUUAUUUACUGUAAAAUCUAAUUAAAUCAAUAAAAAUAUUACUGAUAAUAAUCCAAUCAAACUUAUAGAUAACAUUUUAAGAUAAUAAGUCCAAAACAAUUUAAUAUUUUCUAAUUAAAGAUAUAAUCAAGAUUAUAUUAUAUAGGAUCUUACUAGAUAUGGACCUAUUUAAUAUAAACCUCUAUCUUACUAAAAUGAGAGUUGUAAUGCAUUAGCUUUUAAUCCAUCUAAAUUACUGAUGAUUACUAAUUAAGGUAAUAAAAUAAAUAUUUAUCAAUUAAAUAAUGUAAUCUGGGAAAGAAUAAAAUAAAUAGAAAAGUUGAAUAAUGAAUUAUCAGUAACUUGUAUAAUUCAUAGUAAAUUUUAUAAUUCAUUUGUUACUGCUGAUGAGAAACUUGCUAUUUGGAAAUAUUCUGAUAAUAUAGAUAUUUGCUAAUAAUAAGAUUUUCAUAAACAGAAUGGAUAUAUUAAUUGUUUAAUAAUCAAUAAAAAGGAAACUUAACUAUUAAGUGGAGGUAAAGAGAUAUAGGUUUAUCAACUCAAUUUUGAUACAUCUUAACUAAAAUAUGAAUACUCUUUAUUUGAACAUGAAGGAAGAAUUUUGAGUUUAAGUUUAAAUGAUUCUGAAAUGUACUUAGUAUCCUAUUGUGAAAAUAAAAUGAUUAUUGUUAGAUAAAAAACAGAAGAAAAAUGGACAUUAAUGUAAAUUGUGAAUUCAACUAUAAAAGAAUGUAGUAAUAGAAUAUCUUUUAUUAGAAAUGAUUUAUUUAUAUUGAUUACUGAAUUUUAAAAGGAGACAAGAAAUAUAAAUAGAAUUAGUUUUUUUUUAAAAUUGACAAUGACUUUUAUGAAUAAACAUAAGAAUAAUUAUUAUUAGAUCAUUAGUAUGAAGAUGCUAGAAAGAAUCUUGACUAAUCUGGAUUUCCUAUUAUUUAAGUUCAUGAUCAUAAUCUAAUAUUAAUAAAGAUUAGAAAUAAUAUUUAUACCAUGAGAUAACAAUUAGAUGGAACAUAUGCAAUACUAUAGAAUUGUAUGGAAUUUUAAAGUUCUUCUAUAUUUGGUAACAUUUUAUACAUUCCAGAGAAAGAUUAAUAUUAUUUGAUUAUUUGGGAUUAAAGUCUAAAAACUUACUAGAUUGUAUUCUGA